AUGAUAAUCGCCUAUCACAGAGCCGUGAACUGUGCUGGACUGAUGGCAGUGAUCCGAUGGCUACUUGUACGGGAUUUCGAUGUCGUAGCCUUUCUUCCGGUUGUUUACAAUAAUUCACACAACUUCAACGCUGUUCACGUACAUUUGUUAGCGAAAUUGGAGGAACUCGGUCUCGUCACCUUCACUCCCGCUAGGACUGGACGAGGAGAGCGAAAAGCUUUCAUAAACUAUGAUGACCUCUACGUCACAACGCUAGCGGCUCGUCAUGGUGGAUGUGUAUUGAGUGGCGACAAAUUCAAAGAUAUUUUAGCGCAACCAGCAUAUAGCGAGUUCCAUCCUGUCAUCCUCAACAGAACGCUGGACGUCAAGUUUCGAUUUCUACCGCAUGACGUCGUGAAUUAUGGCAACGACGUAUUCUACAAGGCCCUUCCCGAACUGUACAUAUAUGAGGACAUGACAAUUCGAGCAUCGAUGAUAGCGCAGAAGAUAUUCGCAAGCCCUGAUGAUCCGGAAUUUUCGAAAGUGCUACUUCGUCGUGAAUCAUGGAGUGAAAAGCGAAAGGAGGAACGGAUCAGUGCCAUCGAUGACAUGAUAGCCGAGCUAUGCGAACGGAAUGCUAUUCGUCCACUUGCGCUCGAAGAUUUGCCGGGUUAUCAAAUGCAGCCAUACGGUGAUUUUUGGGAGGGAGACGAGAACGUUUUCGGAGAUACCACCCCGUUCAACUUCAGCGAAUUAGGUUCGACGAGUGAUGGAAGGAUCAUGGACGAUCUGUGGACGGACACCGUUCCUCAGACGCCGGAACCGAAUCAAUCUAAUUUUUCGUUGAUAGACUUCUCCGAUGACCUCGUUCCUCUCCCAAGCCUGAACUAUCCACAAGAAACUAUCGAACCGCCGUUAGACCCAUUCGAUUUAGUUCCAACUACAAGUAGUCAAAAUAGUUGGGACAGUUCUCGAUGUAAUGACGGUGACAACAGUCAAAAAUGUUUAAUGGAUGAAGAAAAUGGCCAGCUUAAGAACGCUUACAGUCAGGAAGACGUUCUCAAGGAGAUUGCAGCCCAUAUCGAUACGUUGUUCAUAACCCGAGAUCGCCUUUCACGCAGGGAUCUUGGUCAUGAACAACCAGGCCCCACGACGGAAUUGAUCUCGUUCUCUGAUGAACCUUCCUCGAAUGAGCUCAGACCGAGUGGAGUUUCCACAAGUGGAGAUAAUGGAGUAGAAGAGGCAGAUGGGUUGCAGUCACGGAAUGGUUUUAGUGUUGCAGAAGGUUUCAACGUUGGCUCACAAAGGCCAACAAAUAAUGUAUCUUCAGAAGAAGAAAUUAGCUACAAUCACAAUACUCCUCAUGAUGAAGACGUGGAUCUUAAGAAGGCUGUUAUCGAUUCCGAAAUAGAAACAGUACUAUUGUCGAUCUUUCCGCCUGAUAUCGUUCAUCAAGUGCUUGCCGUUAAUGCAAGCCGGAAUGUCGACUUUCUGGCGGACCAAUGUGCUGAAAUGUGCGUAUGA
Molecule: messenger RNA, 1503 nt
Organism: Haemonchus placei
Lineage: Eukaryota; Metazoa; Nematoda; Chromadorea; Rhabditida; Trichostrongylidae
Source: the annotation of a GenBank genome assembly